AAAAUCGAAGAAGUUUUGGAUCUCUCUGAUCUCGAUCCAGAUUCUCUCUACUUUGCUUAUCUUCGAGAGAGAAAUUUGUAUCUUCAGAUUUCUUCGAGGAGGAAGACGAACCCUACUUGAUUGAUUUCUCGGUGGAGGAGAGAUCUUUCUAAAGAAGAAGUUUGAUUCUGUUUGUAAUCCGUAGAUCUGCUGCUUCUUUCGAUCGAUUUGGGAAAUCUUUAGUAUUGAUUCCAUAGAAAUUGUCGCUCGAGGAAGGUGAAGAAUUCUGGGGCCCAGAUUCCGGAGAUUUUAAUUAGUCUUGGUGGUCUGUUGCUUCGGCAAUGUUAGAUCGUAAAAGUCUUCCAUUGUGAGAAAACGGAGGUUGCUUUGUGGAAGCUGAUUCUUCUGGUUUUGGAUUGGAAUCGGGACUAUGGAAGUUGAUUGAAACAGUGUUGGUUUUCUUAUUUGUUACCUAAUCUGGUUUCGCUACUGGUUAAGCAAAAAUGAAGUUUUGGAGGGAACGUGAAAGGGAAAAUAAGGAACAGAUCUUAGCUCCAUUAUGUGGGCAAGUUCGAGUAUUGGUUGUUGGUGACUCAGGUGUUGGAAAAACAUCACUUGUACACCUCAUCAACAAAGGUUCUUCUAUUGUUCGCCCACCUCAAACCAUUGGAUGCACAGUUGGUGUGAAGCACAUAACCUACGGGAGUCCAGCUAGUUCUUCAAGUAGCAUUCAAGGUGACUCAGAGAGAGAUUUCUUUGUUGAACUCUGGGAUGUGUCUGGGCAUGAGAGAUACAAAGAUUGCCGGUCACUGUUCUAUUCACAAAUCAAUGGAGUUAUUUUUGUUCACGAUCUAUCUCAAAGAAGAACAAAAACGAGCUUACAGAAAUGGGCGUCUGAGGUUGCAGCGACUGGGACUUUUUCAGCUCCUCUUCCCUCGGGAGGUCCUGGUGGUCUUCCUGUCCCAUACAUUGUAGUUGGCAACAAAGCAGAUAUUGCUGCAAAAGAAGGAACAAAAGGAAGCAGUGGAAAUCUUGUUGAUGCAGCUCGUCAUUGGGUUGAGAAGCAAGGUUUGCUUCCUUCUUCAAGUGAGGAUCUUCCUCUCUUUGAAAGCUUUCCUGGUAAUGGCGGUCUCAUAGCGGCUGCCAAAGAAACCAGAUACGAUAAAGAAGCUUUGAACAAAUUUUUCCGGAUGUUAAUAAGAAGAAGAUAUUUCUCAGAUGAACUGCCAGCGGCUUCACCAUGGUCUGUUUCAUCCAUUCCAACCUCAUCAUCCCAACGGUUAGACGAGAUUACAAGUGAUGAUGAUCAAUUUUACAAGCGAACAAGUUUACAUGGAGAUCCAUACAAAUACAACAACACAUUACCGCCACUUCCAGCACAACGCAACCUAACUCCGCCUCCCACGCUAUAUCCGCAACAACCUGUGUCUACCCCUGAUAACUACGCCAUCCCGAGAUACUCUCUUUCCAGUGUACAAGAAUCAACCAACAAUGGCAAUGCCCGAGCUAAGCGAAUGGAUAUUAACGUCUGAAGUCUCUCAUCUCUUGUUUGCUCUUCUCAUUCCAAGAAAACUUUAUGUUAUCUCUAUUAUUCUUUUUGAUUCUUCUUUGUAGGUUGGUAAAGUGAAUAUGUGUGUAAACCCUCUUUGGUUUGUACAUUGUGGGGUUUUGACCUUAUAGCAAAUUCUUUC
Arabidopsis arenosa is the source of this 1670-nucleotide messenger RNA. The record is from the annotation of a GenBank genome assembly. NCBI's taxonomy places the organism in Eukaryota, Viridiplantae, Streptophyta, Magnoliopsida, Brassicales, Brassicaceae.